UUUAACUGUCAUUGAUCUUAACUGAUUUGUAAUAUUCUGCAUACAGGAAUUCAUUCGAACAAUAUCUGGAUGUAUCAGGAUGUCGUUGUCCGCGGCGCUGAUGCCGCAGCAGCGACCGCCAUGCAACCGAAAGAGCGCCCAGAUCUUUGCCAGAAUAUUGGAGCAGCGCUAUGGUAAGUGGAGUUAUAUGAACAGCAGAAGUAUAUGCCGCAGUACACAGGCCGUUGUCGAGCAGCAGUUGCAGCAUAUGAGAUGUGUCGACCAGCAGCUGAGCAGCCUCAUUCAAACGCAGCGACGAGGCAGCCUCUUGGCCCUGCAGCAACAGCAGCUGCUGGCUCUGCAUCGCGACGACUAUCGCAUCUAUCCGCAGAGCGUGGACUUGGAUUCGUUCUUUGGCGAGCAGGAGAAGUGCGAUAAGGUAUCGGAUGUCUGUUUGCUCAACGAUCACUUCAUACUGGUCAAGAUGCCGCAGCAGGAACAGGAGCAGGGGCAGCAGGCGUCGAAGCCCGAACUGCAACGGAAGCUGAGCUCCCGUUUGCCUCGUUGCUUCAGGUGUAAUCGCAGCAAUCGCGUUUCGCCCAUUCUGGAGGAACUGGAGGAGCCCGAACCACUGGAUUACAAGCCUUGGAUUGCCCAGGAUGAUGAUGAUGAUGUCGAGGUCUUCAACUCCAGCACACGCAUUAUACCCGUCCACAGUCAGCAGCAAAUGCAGGCCAUUUCGUUGCCAACUCACAGAGCUGCGGAGGAUUCGGUGAUAGCGGAGCAGCCGCUGCCACAGCCGCAGCCGCAGCUACAGCUGGAUACACUGCAGACUUCCCCUCCAGCUGCUGUCUCUGCACAUCCCAUCAGUCGUGGUCCCUUCCACUGGUUCCUCUGGCCCUUUCGACGGCGUCUGCAAAGACGCACCAAGCCGCCGCGCACUGCCGUCCACAAGACGUACUUCAUCACUUGGAACAAGCCGCCGGAUACGCUGUGGCAUGGCUACGGCGUAGAGCGUGUCCUGGAGCACAAAGGCGUGCUACGUCGUUGUCGUUCAGCCAUAUUUUGAAUUGAUUUCUGGAGAAAUUGAUCUCUGUAUAUUUUGUAUAUAUUAUAUUUGAGGAAAUCUCGCAAAAGACCAAAAUGAACCUAAGAUAAGAUUCAAUAAA
Messenger RNA from Drosophila hydei, 1148 nucleotides. RefSeq lists its product as uncharacterized. The record is from RefSeq and is a predicted model, not a curated record. The transcript has a single exon. NCBI's taxonomy places the organism in Eukaryota, Metazoa, Arthropoda, Insecta, Diptera, Drosophilidae. Bases 80 to 1048 code for a protein of 322 amino acids.